UCUGAGAUUGCCUGUUAGCUCGCUACUCUAAAACUUUUGCGAUGGUAGUAUGUUUAUAAUGCCAAAUUACCAUGCUUACUCGGUUUUGUAGAACGUUUCACGCUCAUGGCGUUAUAAGACUACAUUAAAUCAGAUAGGUGUGUAACGGUAACUUUGGACCAUAGCUACGGAUCGGUUCAAAUUUCCCGCUGUAUUCACCGCCAGCAACAGUGUCUAGCCUGCACCGGUGAAAGGGUAAAAGCAGCAGUAAUCCGUUUAGAGGUCUUAGUUAGCUGCAAGCAAGCUAGCUAACAAGCUAGCUGAACUGUGUCAAAAUGCAGACAACAGACAUAGGAAACAAGGAGGAUGGGAAAAUCUGGUAUCGAGCAGCACCGUCGCCAAGUUAUGGUGUCAUCGUCAACAUUGUUCGUAGUAUAGCUGCGCAUUCCGGCAAGACUGCCCGCUUCUUGCAGGUGGCCUUCGACACGACUGGGGAAGCCUUUAUCGCUGGUGACCACCUGGGAAAUAUCUACGUUUUUGAUAUCAGCAGAAACAGGUUUCGACUCAUUCAGAAAACAGGGCAGGCUUGCACUGCUUUGGCCUUUAACUUGCGCCGAACGACAGAGUACUUGGUUGCACUCGCUGACUACUCCAUAAAGUGCUUUGAUAAAGACACCAAGCAGCUGGUCAGCUGGAUGCGAGGUCACGACUGCGCAGUGUCCUCCGUGUCGGUCCACAGUUCUGGAAGGUACGCCAUCACCUGUUCAGCGGACACGGCACAGCUCUGGGACCUGGACACCUUCCAGAGGAAAAGGAAGCUGAAUGUCCGGCAAUCUGUGGGCAUACAGAAGGUGUUUUUUCUGCCUAUGAGUAACACCAUUCUCAGCUGCUUUAAUGAUGACUCCAUCUUUGCUUGGGAGAGCGAUACACUCUUCUGUAAAUACCAGUUACCAGUGCCACAGGAGGGGCCCAGACUGCACUACAGGGCUUUCGCUGUCACACGGGAUGGUCGCACUCUGGCUGCUGGGGGGCGGUCCAGCCUGCUCCACCUCUGGGGUCUGGAAAACCGGCAGCUCCUGAGGGUCGUCCAGAUGCCUCCCAAAGUCCGCACUGUGCGGCAGCUCGAGUUCCUCCCUGACAGCUUUGAUGGGGGGUCCAGCCAAAUCCUGGGAGUGCUGAGCCAGGAGGGCAUCAUGCGCUUCAUCAACAUCCAGACGUGUAAGCUGCUCUUUGACAUUGGCUGUAUUGACAACGCCAUCACCGCUGUGGCCAUCAGCCCCAGCGGGCACCACAUCGUAACCGUGAUGGACAGUGGAGGCCUGAGCAUCUACAGCGUCCAGGCCCUGACCCAGGAAGUGAACAAGCCUCCUGCACCCCUGGUGAAAGUGGUGACAGGCGCGAAUGCCGACGGUUCUGGUCUGAAGGUGAAGGUGUGGUCCGGAGGAGUCCAGAGGCCAGCCAAGACGUCCGGUCGCAGGGGGACAACCAAAGUCCUGAGACCGGCGACCACCCCUGCUCCAGAUGACAAAGAGAAUGAAUUGCCAGAAGGACUAAAUAAGAAGAGGCUCCAGGGUCUUUUGCAGGCAUUUGGGGAAUUCCCAGCCAAGUACAGGAUAUUUGUGUGGAGAUCCCUGUUGCACCUGCCAGAGAACCACGCUGCCUUCAACAGCCUGAUGGAGAAGGGCGUUCACUCGGCCUUCCUGACCCUCCACCAGCGCUACCCCAUCAAGAGCCAGAAGCUACAGCGUGGCCUGGAGAGGGUUUUGUCUGCUCUUGCUCACUGGUCAGCCAUCUUUGGAGAGACUGAAUAUCUACCCCUUGUGGCCUUUCCAUUUGUCAAGCUCUUCCAGAACAAUCGCCUCAUCUGCUUCGAAGUGGUUGCCACCAUCAUAGUGAACUGGUGUCAGCACUGGUUCGAGUACUUCCCCAACCCGCCACUCAAUGUACUGAGCAUGGUGGAGAACGUCCUGGCCCACCAUGACAAGGAGCUGCUGCAGCACCUCAUUAACUGUGGCAUCACCUCUCAGCUGUACGUGUGGCCUCUCCUGGAGACGCUGUUCUCAGAGGUCCUGACACGGGAGGAGUGGCUCAAGCUCUUUGACAAUGUCUUCGCCAAUCACCCGUCCUUCCUGCUGCUGGCGGUAGUGGCCUACCUCACCUGCUGCCGUGCCCCCUUGCUGCUCUGCAACCAAAAGGAGGACUUUGAGUACUUCUUCCACCAUCGCAACCACCUGGACAUGAGCGGUGUGGUGAGGGAGACGUACAGGCUGAUGGAUGUCACCCCCGCGGACAUCCACCCGCGUGGCAUGCUGAGUGACUUCGAGCCCCUCACCAGGGGCCAGUACCCCGUCUUCAACAAGUACCCCACCUUCAUCGUGGAACACCAGUCCCGGGAGAGGGAGAGGAUCCGGCAGCAGGAGGUGGAGUACCUAAGAGAAAAGCAGAUGGUGCAGGAGAUGCAGUCAGAGGUGGUGCGCAGGCAGGCAGAGGACCAGGCCUGGUACACACAGCAGGAGCUGCUUAAGGAUGCCGAGGAGCAGCGCAGGAAGAUUCUCCUGGAGGAGGAGUGCAAGCUGGCUGAGCAAAGGGCCAGGUUGGCUGCCCUGAAGCGCGAGCUGAAGCUGAAGGAGCUCCAGCUGAUCGAUGCGGCCAGGAGGCGCUUCCUGAAGUACCAGCAGGACCAGAAAUGGGCCGAGCUGCAGCGGCUGGACGACGAGAUCCACAGGAAGAUGACCGCCAGAGACCAGGAGACGGCGAUCGCCAUGCAGGAUAUGGAAGUGCGACAGAUGGCCAUAGAUGCGCAGAGGAGGCUGUUUGAGCAGCAAUUGGCCAAAGAGCAAGAGAGGGUGACCCAGGAAGUGAAGGCAGAGCUGGAUAUCCGCAGGCGCAGGGCAGAGCUGGAGGAGUCUACGUUCCACCAGCUGUUGCAUGCGGACACUGACAUCAACCUGGAAGCCAAGAAGGCGCUGGAGGAGUCCAUGGCCGAGGCGCAGCAGUUGGGCGCAGACACGGACUGGCAGGCAGAGAUCCUGCGGCGCCUGGACCGCGCCGACGCUGACCGGGAGAGGCACCAGCAGGAGCUGGCCCGCCUCAACAAGGACACCCACGACAAAGAGGAGCAGCUCCUCCAGGUCAUGAAGGAGGUGGAAGGCAAGAAGUGGGAGGAUGUGGUGGAGAAGAGGGCCCAGCUGAUGGAGGAGAGGGAGGCUGCCACCAUGUCGCAGUCCCGACGCAGCGCCUCCUUGUACAAGGAGAUGGAGGAAAGGGAGCAGCACCUGGACAGGCUGCGGAGCAGUCAGGACGAGUCGCUAUUGAAUCGCUGGGAGCUGAAUGCAAGGUCCCCUUGCUCCACCAGGGGACUGCUGCAAAAGCCUGCUCUAGUACAGACAAAGUCCAAUGGCAACAUCUGUCUGAACAACACGUCCUCCUCAUCCUCUUCCUGCUCUUCAGCAAAAUUUUCUCUGGACAGAGGCAGAAGGGAGCUGGACAAUAAGGAGCGCGAGCUGCUGCAGGACGUUAGAGACCUCCGGCAGAAAAUCGCCACCCGUGCCAAAAAUGCCGACCCCUUCACCUACUCGGCCAGCACUCAGUGAAAACGGAGGUCUGUUGGAAUGUUGGAGCAGGGACUGCAGUCUGGACCUUUACCAUUGUACUGCGCUGGUACAUUCACACUGGAACACACUGGAACAGGGGACCACAAAUGGACCAAUGCAG
Megalops cyprinoides (Indo-Pacific tarpon) is the source of this 3693-nucleotide messenger RNA. RefSeq names its product TBC1 domain family, member 31 (gene tbc1d31). The transcript is spliced from 22 exons. Lineage: Eukaryota; Metazoa; Chordata; Actinopteri; Elopiformes; Megalopidae. The record is from RefSeq and is a predicted model, not a curated record. Bases 315 to 3572 code for a protein of 1085 amino acids. Gene Ontology annotation, cellular component: centrosome. Gene Ontology annotation, molecular function: protein binding.